AAAAUGACGUCACCGGUCCGACCGGAAACGCGGAAGAGCUGUCAGCCAGGCAGUGGCUUUAACGGAGGACACAUCUGAGGUCGUUUUAGGCCUUUUUUUAAAACUACAUUCAUCGAACAGACUUUAUUUAAAGACAGUUUAACGCUAGAGCGCUGUUUUGGUUUCUCAGGUAGAAGCUGUGCUGUAACUGGUCUGUGAGGAGUCUACAACCGUCAUCAUGAGUAAUUUUGGGGACGAUAGUGAUUCUGAAGUGGAUCGGAUCAUGACGGACCGGCCACCCAGCAGUUAUGGCUCCAUGCAUAGUGAUCAUGAAGAUGAAGAGGAUGAUGAAUUUGAAGAACCUCCGCUCAAACUACCAGCGACAAGGGUCAGGCUUCACCGCUCCGAUUCGCCAGAGACUGCGAUUACUGAACGUACGAACACAAACCAGUCGAGCGUAUACAACGAUGGACUGGUCCUGAAACCACAGUCCUUCUUGUACGCACCAGAAUCUCUCGCCCGAUACAGCAUUAACAGAGAGCCGUCUGAGCCUCAGAGCGAGGUAAGGACAGAAGCAGCGAUGGAUGAAGAGCCGAACGACAGAGACUCGGAGAUGAAUGAGCGAGACACGCAGGAGCAGCAGAAUGACAGCGCCGCGAUGGAGGAGCAGGAGGAGCAGGCAGAGGCCACGAAAGAGGAGGAUGAUUUUGAUGAAAUUGUUGUAGGUUUCGAAGAACAGAAAGAUCCUCCUCCUCCUCCUCCUCCUCCUCCUCCUCCGGAGGGCGUCGGCCUACAGUUUCAACACACACACCGCUCCCUCACCCUGCCCCACGUGCUAAGGCAAAUGGUGGGGUGUCUUUCCCAGCUCCAUCCGGGAGAUAUCACCUAUUUAAAGCGCUCUCUGAGUACUAACUGCAGAUUCAAGAAGUACUACUCAAGGAUUGCGGAUCUUAAUGACCCGCUGGAUCUGGCUGAUAAAAUGAUCGAGGUCUGCGGGCUGGGAGAAGCUCUGUAUAUGACCAUACGAGGCAUACAGAAUGUCGGAAAUGACAAACUGGCCGAAUACCUGAGGAAGACCUGUAGAAGAGCCGUGUUGCAGCAUGACCUGAAAUUAGCCCACGACCUACGCUAUUACUAUCUCUACGAAGGCCGAUGUCGUCCAGGUCGGCAGCGCUACAUCAGCGACGUCUACGUCGAGCCCGUAACAGUCAUCAGAGGCAGCAGGGAGCCCAUCAACCUCGAGAAUGAGGUCUACAAGAUACCAUACACGAUCGAGGAGACCCAAAUCAGGGCCGCCGACAUCUUUCGGCCCCUUCCUCACGAACAGAAACCCAUCCGUACGGUCAUGAUGACGGGAAUUCCCGCCUGCGGUCUAACGGUGGCCGUGAAUAAGUUCAUCAUUGAUUGGAUGGAGGAAAAAAACAAUAAGGAUUUUCAAUUAGUCUUCCCUUUGCCAGCAAAAGAGCUCCACCUCGGGAAAGAUGGAAAUCUGAGCUUCCUAGAGAUGCUCGGUAGCUUCUUCGCAGAAGCCGAUGACAUUAAAUUCAUCGAGAAGCCCGAUUGCUUGAGUCUCUUCAUCAUUGACGCUUUAGAGCUUUGCAAACACAACCUGGACUUUAAAAACAAUGAAGUUAUCUCAAGCGCCAGGGUGAAAGCGCCGUUAGACGCCCUUCUCACCAGCUUAAUAAAAGGCACGUUGCUUCCGAACGCUCGUGUUUGGAUCACCAGCCAUGUCACUGCCGCCCACCGUAUUCCUCCGGAGCUAAUCGACAGGUUUGUAGAGUUAAGAGGAUUCACGGAUGAGAAGAAGCAAGAGUACUUCACCAAGAGAACCACCAACGCUGAGCUCGGGAGGAAGGUUUAUAACCACAUGAAGCGCUCCAAAGCCCUUGAGAUCAUCUGCCACCUCCCUCUCUUCAGCUGGAUGGUGGCGUUCAUCUUCGAACGAGGCUUUCAAGAUCCCGAGUACGGCAAACACCCACCUGGCAUCACGACGUUUUAUGCCCAGUUGAUCGUCGUGCAGAUGAACCGCUCGUUUGAGAAGUACCGCGGCUGCAACGUUGAGGCACAGAAGUGGAGGGAUGAAGACAAGUCGUUUAUUGAGAUGAUGGGGAAAAUGUCAUAUCAGAUGAUUCUAGAUGGACGGGACUGGUUCACGGUGGAAGAUUUGGCCUCCGUCGACCUGACCUAUGAAGAUUUGCGCAGUCGCGAUGAGUUAACCACUGAGGUCAGACGAAAGAACGACGACAUUCACACUUGGAUCUUCAAGUUUGUCCACAUCACCGUUCAAGAGUAUAUGGCCGCCAUGUACGUCUAUGUAGCGUUUAGGAAGCAUGGUAAAAACGUGAUCGAACCAAGCAAAAUGUCUUGGUUUCAGGGUCAGAAUAAGGAUCGGCCUGUGAUUGAACUGUACCGGCCUGCCAUCGACCGCGCGCUGGCGUCUCCGAAUGGUCAUCUGGACAUGUUCCUGCGGUUCCUGAUCGGAUUGGUGACUCCAGGAACCGAGGAUAACCUGCACGGAUACCUGCUCAGUCACUACCACCCCAAAGCCAAAGGCACGGAGGAUGUGGUCAAAUACAUCAACAAGAAAAUGAGCGAUAACAUCCAUCCUGACCGGAGAAGAAAUCUGGAGUUGUGUCUGGUGGAGCUGGAGGAAGGCAAACAGGGAAGAUGAGAAAAGCGGGAGAGUGUUCGAUCUGUUAAGCAGGACUGUGAAACACUAAACUAAACGCAGUGUCCUGCAGGAAUGACUCUGUUAAAGGGAUGGCUCACCCUGUCUUUAUUUACAAUACUGGUCAAUGGUUUGGAAUAAUUUGGAUUUUUAAUGCUUUUGAAAAGUCUCUUCCAAGGCUGCAUUUAUUUGAUCAAAAACAGUGAUACUGUGAAAUGUUACUUCUAUUUAAAAUAGCCGUUUUCAAGUUGAGUGCAUGUUAAAAUGCGAUUUCUUUCUGUAAUGCAACGCUGCAUUUUCAGCAUCAUUACUCCAGUCUUCAGUGUGAUACGUCAGAAAUCAUUCUAAUAUGCUGAUUAGUUAUUGUUACUUGUGGAAUUUUUUUUUUUUUUUUCAAGAUUCUUUGACGAAUAGAACAUAAAAAAAAACAUUUAUUUGAAACAAUCUUUUGUAACAUUAUAAAUGUCUAUAAAUGAAGUUUAAUGUAUCAUGAUAUAGCAUUAGAAUUGUUUCUUGUGCAGAAAAUCAAUAUAUUAGAAUGAUUUCUGAAGAUCAUGUGACACUGAAUACUGGAGUAAUGAAGCUUUGAUCACAAGUUACAUUUCAAAAUCUAUUCAAAUAGAAAACGCUUCAAAUUCUAAUAUUUCAUUUCACUUGUUUUUACUGCAUUUCUGAUCAAAUAAAUGCACCCUUGGUGAACAGAAGAGACUUUUUCAGAAACAUAAAAAAAAUUCCUAAUGAUACCAAACUUUUGAUUGGUGGUGUACACCAUCAGCAUCUUUGCUCACAGCAGGUUUUAUUAAUUGGGAUAACACAUUUUUCUUCAUUUUUUUUUAAGAGAAAAUCCACUGACUUGAGUGACACAGUGGUGUGUAAAUGAGUUUGAGUGAGCUGUUCCUUUAACUCUUUUUGGUGCUGUGAGCCGUGAACAUCAGUUUGCUUGUUUGAGUCCGUAUGAUGAUGUGCCUGCUUUAGUGUUUCUUCAGCUUAAGAGAAUGAGAAGAGCCAGUUGUAGCACUAAUAAGUCUUAAAAUUCACACAAUGCUCUAAAGUGACUAAAGAACUGGAUGUGCACUUUUUAACAACAAUCACUGCUUUUAUUCAUUAAGCAGUCAGUAACAUGAAUAACUAGACUAGUAUCCUGACAGAGCAACAUGAUAUGAUGUUUUUAUUCAUUUUUCUUUGCUUUUAUUGAGUAGUCAUUGUUUUUCAGGUUUUAGGAAAUCACGAGAUUGAUGGAUUUUACUUUCAUCAUUUGCUUCAGAUUUACACUUUAGGAAGAAAUCAUGUAGUUACUCAACUAAACUUCUAAAAAUGUUCAGUUGGUCUGCUGAUAUACACUGACAGUUGAUGGAUUGGAGGUAAAAUAGUAUUUAAUUAGCUGUUUUUUGUUGUUGUUGGGUUUUUUAAAGAGGAGUGUGGGUUGCAAAGCCAUAGGAUUUUCGAUUUAUGGACGAUCAUCACUGUGUGCUUGACAAACAUUUAUAAUAAAAGUGUCUUGUGGUGGA
Molecule: messenger RNA, 4158 nt
Organism: Cyprinus carpio (common carp)
Lineage: Eukaryota; Metazoa; Chordata; Actinopteri; Cypriniformes; Cyprinidae
Product: NLR family, CARD domain containing 3-like
Source: RefSeq, a predicted model, not a curated record